AUGCAAAUACCACAACCACUAUUCAUUAUUCUCUCAUCCCCUACACAAAAGAAUAAACCAAUCAUCAUCAAACAAGAAUCCGAUGAAAUUGAUCUACGAAAAUUCAUACAAAAACCCAUGAUUAAGGGCACUGGAAGACUUUUAACUGGAGUUGGAUGUACCUCAACUCCCCGAAAGAGUAAAAUACACUAUGAUCAAAGGCGUUUAUUGGAUCAAUUGAUGACAUCAUCACCCUCACCAUCUCCCCUCGCUUUAGACAAUAAAAUUGUGAAAAUAGAAAAGAAAAUUACACCGCCAGAUGUUAGUAUUAUAGAAACUCCUCUGACGGCUUUAGACAGACGUAACUCGGUAAACAAAGCACAGGCACACAAAACCAAUAACAAACGUAUGGAAGCUAUAGCUGGAGGUCUAAGACGCAGUAGGCGCAAUUCUUCCAUGUUUGGACGCCGGCUAUCGAGACGUAUGCAUGAGAUUUGUACACCCACAAGUGAGGAUACUACCUCAUCGGCUUUGUCUACACCGGCCGUAGUAAAGGAUAAAAACAAGAGGCCAUUGGUGGUUAGUAGCACGGCAACUACUUCGGGGGGCAUAAGUAAAUCCUCAUUCUUGCAAAGACGUUAUCGCAAAAAACCCAAACGGGAAAAGGGUUCCCGUCCUUCUUUGUAUUUGAGGGGAAAUAUAUUUGCCAAGUACCGUACACCCAAUAAAGGUGCUCAACACGACUUGAAUCGCUAUAAAUCAAGAAAACAACGUCUAGAUCACUUCAACCUAGGAAGAAAUUUAAAAUCCUUCAAAGUGGAACCUCAAGAAGAGGAAAUUGAUAAAACUUUAAGUUCUAAAGCUAUAAAGAACAUUACCUAUGAUUUGAAAAAUAAUAAUUAUUCCACCUACAAUCACAAUAAAGUCCUCGGAGAGACUGUAGUGAUAGCAAAAUGCCAACCCAAGGCUCGGGAAUAUCGGGAAGAAACAUUUACUUUUGGUGAAGAACAAUUCGAGAUACAGGAUAACGAUGAUUUGGACUAUAUGGAGGACUAUGAAUCGGAGGAAGAGUAUGACGAUGAAACAGGUGGAGAUGAUGGCGACGAGGAGGAGGACGAAGAAGAAGAGGAAAUUGAACACACAGAUGUGAAAUAUGAUAUUCCCAUUAAACAAGAAUAUUGUAAACAUGAUUUGAUAACCUCUCAGGAUUUAGAAGAUUUCGAUCGUUUUAUAGCCAACACUAAUGAUGAACCGAAAAAGGAAAAACACGAUGACGACUAUUCGUCUCAGGGCAGUUCGAAACAUUUCGAAAAAAUCUUAGUAGAAACUGAAUCGAAUGCACCGUUUGAAGUUAAACACAUACACUUUAAUGUCACUAAAACUUCUCGUUCCACUAGAUCCACAAAUUCUCGUCGUUCUUCCUGUGCCUCUACGCAUAGUCAUUCCUCACACUCCUCUCAUUCGCAUUCUCUCACGCACUCGCAUCAUGAGCAUGAUCAUACCAACCUAUCAACCGCAACACCACAUCAUUCACCCAAUAAUCCCACAUGUCAAUUGUCACGCACCAUUUAUGGUGGCACUGUCAUCUACAAUCAUCGUUUACCCAAUAUCAACACCACCUAUGUGCGCAAAUCUUCGAUUUAUGUUAAAAAUCGCAAGCGUUCAUCCCACCAUCAUCAACACAGGGAUUCAACGUCUAGCAAUGAUGUUGUUUUGAUUACCAAUCAAACUAUAACUUUUGUGGACAUCAUGCGUAUGUGGUCCCAAAUGGACAGUUCAACACGCUUAAUUGUUAGUUUUGCUAUUUUAGCUUCAUUUACCAGUCUACUCGGUAUAUUUGUUUCGUUUUGUUCGCGGCGUUAAAAGAUUUUGAUG
Calliphora vicina (urban bluebottle blowfly) is the source of this 1854-nucleotide messenger RNA. RefSeq lists its product as uncharacterized. The coding region runs from base 1 to 1842 and encodes 613 amino acids. Lineage: Eukaryota; Metazoa; Arthropoda; Insecta; Diptera; Calliphoridae. The record is from RefSeq and is a predicted model, not a curated record. The transcript has a single exon.